UUUGAACCUAAAGGAGUUUUGUGCCGAGAAGCAGUGAAUGAUUGUGAUAUUGCAGAGAACUGCACAGGAAAUUCCAGUCAGUGUUCUCCCAAUAUUCAUAAAAUGGAUGGAUAUUCAUGCGAUAACAAGCAGGGUAUUUGUUUUGGAGGAAGAUGUAAAACCAGGGACCGGCAAUGUAAAUAUAUCUGGGGGGAAAAAGUGACAGCUGCUGACAGGUACUGCUAUGAGAAGCUGAAUAUUGAAGGGACUGAGAAAGGAAACUGUGGAAGAGACAAGGACUCUUGGAUACAGUGCAAUAAACAAGAUGUGCUUUGUGGAUACCUUCUGUGCUCCAAUAUAUCCAGUGUGCCCAGACUUGGAGAACUUGAUGGUGAAAUCACAUCGUCAGUCUUGCAGUUUGGAAAAGUCUACAAUUGCAGUGGUGGACAUGUGAAGCUCGAUGAGGAGACAGACCUGGGCUAUGUGGAAAACGGGACACCGUGCGGGCCAAACAUGGUGUGCCUCGAGCAUCGCUGCCUCCCCACUGAGGCUUUCAACUUCAGUACCUGCCCAGGCACCACAGACAGCCAAAUUUGUUCCGGACAUGGUGUUUGUAGCAAUGAAAUAAAGUGUGUCUGUGACCGAUUCUGGGGAGGAGAUGACUGCAGUUCUCGCAUCAAAGAUGACAUAUUUUUUGAUAAAGAUAUCAUCAAUAAAGGUGUUGUUAGCACAAAUAUAAUAAUAGGGGCUAUUGCUGGCACCAUUUUAGUGUUGGCUCUCGUUUUAGGAAUAACUGGUUGGGGUUACAAAAACUACAGAAAACAGAGACAAAUACCCCAGGGAGAUUAUGUAAAAAAACCUGGAGAGGCCGACUCUUUUUAUAGCGACAUGCCUCCUGGAGUCAGCACAAACUCUGCAUCUAGUUCUAAGAAGAGGUCUGCUUUUCUGUCGCAUUUUCAGAUUUCUACCUGUUCCAUCACCCAUUAUUCCAUUAGUCAGAACAUUUCAUUGUUUUGCAGCAGGUCAAAUGGACUAUCUCAUUCCUGGAGUGAAAGGAUCCCAGACACAAAACAUAUUUCAGAUAUUUGUGAAAAUGGGAGGCCUAGGAGUAAUUCUUGGCAAGGUAAUAUAGGAGGAAACAGAAAGAAAGUCAGAGGCAAAAGAUUUAGGCCACGGUCUAAUUCAACCGACAGGGUAACCCAUGCAUCUGAGCCUGGGCUUUCUCUCGCCCACCAAAUCCCGGCCCAAGGCAUAAGCCCAGGGGGUUCUGACCACCCCCAAACAGGGAGUCGGGAUCACAGGUAUUUAAACCCAUGGUUCAAAAGAGAAUGUAAUGUAGCUAAGUGGGUAGAAGAUGUGAAUAAAAACACUGAAGGACCGUACUUUAGGACGCUGUCUCCUGCAAAGUCUCCAUCUUCAUCCACUGGAUCUAUUGCUUCCAGCAGAAAAUACCCUUACCCAAUGCCACCACUUCCUGAUGAGGAGAAAAAAGCCAACAGGCAAAGUGCCAGGCUAUGGGAGACAUCCAUUUAGCUGCACUGUUUUCCUGGCUGACAUCAGAACUGUUUACUUCGAAUUUUAUAGGAACUCAGCAUCACUGAGUCAUUGCACAUUCAUCUGCUCUUCAGACAAUUCAAAAGAUCAACAAAGAUGCCUGUGAUCACAGAGAGAAACUCCUCUCAUCUGGAAGGAAAAAAAAAAAGCAGUCUUUUUCUUUCUUUCUUUUUUGUUGACUAGUAUUCUAUGGAUUUGAUGAACGACCAAAUCAUAACCAUUAAGAGGGGAUAAUUAGCCCAGAUGUAACAAGGCUAUUCCGCAUGAUGACAGAUACGCAUACCUAGAAUCCCAACUGCAGUCCGUUUGCCAGUCCCGUGUAACAGAGGUUUUUCUUUGGUUAAAUACGGUUCCGAGUCAAACCAGAGUGGAACUGGGACUGCAGCUCCUGGAGAGCCCAGCCAAUGUAAACUUGUAUGCUGAAUGCAUGAACCUUGUGUUCUUUACUUUCCACGUGUAAGGGAUAAACAACAUACUCUAGUAGAAGUUAGCAUGCAGGAGUAAGAAAUAUAGGAUUUUUUUGUGACAGGAUUUCAAGCUUUGGAAGGCAACUAUUUGACACAAACGUCAAACAAACCAGGAUUAUAUCUUUUUUUUUUUUUAACCUUACAUGUUUAUAAUCUCAGUAUACAGAUUGUAUAUAUGUAAACAUUUGAUAAUGUCAAAAAUAGCUGUUAUACAUAAGUGUAUUUUGCCAAAUGCCUGAAGAAACUAUCAUGACUAACAUCAUCACACUUCAAAUUUUCUAAUACUACAAGCAGACAACUUUGGAAAUAC
Molecule: messenger RNA, 2310 nt
Organism: Antrostomus carolinensis (chuck-will's-widow)
Lineage: Eukaryota; Metazoa; Chordata; Aves; Caprimulgiformes; Caprimulgidae
Gene: ADAM22
Product: ADAM metallopeptidase domain 22
Exons: 16
Cellular component (GO): postsynaptic density membrane
Source: RefSeq, a predicted model, not a curated record